AACAAGACACAAGGAAGUACUGCAAGACUGUAGAGAUUCAGAUGAAGGUGUUUUGCACCUUUCUUGAUAGUCUAGUUUUAAUUCGUUAUGAAAGAGGAAUUCCGUCAUGAGAUCGAAACAAAGGAGCCGAUCAUUUGUUAUGGAAACUCGUUCCUCCGGUUCAAUUCAUUAACCAACAGCUAAGCUGCAGUAGCUCUCAGUCUUUAACUGUCAAAAUUAGACACUAUUUAACUCUAUAAUUCACUGUCUGUUGGUGAACUCAAAUUUAUUUACCUGAUACUCAUAUACAAGGAUUGAUAUUUUCGUUUUUAUUUUUUUUUUGUUUGUUUUCAAGUUCUUAGUUAAAAACUACAGAAACUUCUCUUCCGGAUCUCUGAGAGGCCUGUCUGUGUGAGAGGCUAUUACCAUGGCAUCGGCCAAGCUGAAGUACCUCUCUCUGGGGGUCCUUGUGUUCCAGACCACCUCGCUGGUGCUGACCAUGCGGUACUCGCGUACCCUACAGGGCGAUGGGCCGCGUUACCUGGCAUCCUCUGCUGUGGUGGUAGCCGAACUUCUCAAGAUCCUCACAUGCAUGGGGCUCGUCUUCAAGGAUCACAGUUACAGUGGACGAGCGCUGAGUAGUAUUCUGAGACAGGAGAUUCUUCACAAGCCUAUAGAGACACUGAAGCUGGCAAUUCCUUCUGGAAUCUACACGCUGCAGAAUAACUUGCUCUACGUAGCACUGUCUAAUCUUGAUGCUGCUACAUACCAGGUGACAUACCAAUUGAAGAUCCUGACCACAGCCCUGUUCUCAGUGUCCAUGCUGGGCCGUAGGCUUGGGGUGUACCAGUGGCUGUCUCUACUUAUUCUCAUGGCUGGGGUUGCACUUGUACAGUGGCCAGCGGACUCCCCAUCAGACCCUAAGAAAGAGCAGCUGACUGCAGGCUCACAGUUUGUUGGUCUGGUUGCUGUGUUGGUGGCCUGUUGCUCCAGUGGGUUUGCUGGAGUCUACUUUGAGAAGAUCCUUAAAGAGACCAAACAGAGUGUGUGGGUCCGGAACAUCCAACUAGGCAUGUUUGGCCUGGUGUUUGGGGUCUUUGGAAUGUUGGCCUAUGAUGGUGCCAGAAUCAGAGAACAUGGAAUGUUUCAGGGCUACAACACUAUCACCUGGAUUGUGGUUGCUCUUCAGGCUCUUGGAGGGCUAGUGAUAGCGGCAGUCAUCAAGUAUGCUGACAACAUACUGAAAGGCUUUGCUACAUCACUCUCAAUUAUCCUCUCCACAUUAAUUUCAUAUUUUUGGCUUGAGGACUUUGAGCCUACCAGUGUGUUCUUCCUGGGCACUCUGUUCGUCAUAAUGGCAACGUUUCUCUAUGGUUAUGAGGGCAAGCCGGCACCCAACCCAAGCAGAGCAUGAAAGAAGGGGAUGAAAAAGGGAUUUACAAUGUGAAAGUGGAGCAGAACAAAAAGAUUAAAGAAGUGGAAGAACAGAGAAGAGGAGAGGAGGUAUAGAGAGGGGAAAAUGGACUGAUACAAGAUUGAGUCAGCAGACUAGGCCACUGCUAUGCUGUGCAGAGCUAAAGCAAACUGGGUGAGAUGCUUUGGGCCUGAAGGAGAGUUUCAGUGAAACUCUCCUUUAGAGUAUACCCUAAUCAAUGUGUUAUGGAUAAAACCAUUUCCAAUCGUGCCAUAAUCUUUCAAAUGAUUCCGGAAGAAUUGCAACUUUUUUUUUGUGUUGGACAAUCAGGACUCGAACCUUUCUGAGAAUUGUUGCACAGAACUUUAUCCAUUUCGUAGAUUAUGGCUCUUCUCAUUUGUCUGUAUCGUUUGAUGUAUGUUCAUGUCCGUGGGGUGG
Messenger RNA from Xyrauchen texanus (razorback sucker), 1831 nucleotides. RefSeq names its product UDP-N-acetylglucosamine transporter-like. The transcript has 8 exons. Gene Ontology annotation, molecular function: UDP-galactose transmembrane transporter activity. Bases 407 to 1393 code for a protein of 328 amino acids. Gene Ontology annotation, cellular component: Golgi membrane. NCBI's taxonomy places the organism in Eukaryota, Metazoa, Chordata, Actinopteri, Cypriniformes, Catostomidae. The record is from RefSeq and is a predicted model, not a curated record. Gene Ontology annotation, biological process: pyrimidine nucleotide-sugar transmembrane transport.